Stegostoma tigrinum is the source of this 1341-nucleotide messenger RNA. RefSeq names its product islet amyloid polypeptide-like. Gene Ontology annotation, cellular component: extracellular region. The record is from RefSeq and is a predicted model, not a curated record. Lineage: Eukaryota; Metazoa; Chordata; Chondrichthyes; Orectolobiformes; Stegostomatidae. The coding region runs from base 230 to 628 and encodes 132 amino acids. Gene Ontology annotation, molecular function: hormone activity. The transcript has 4 exons.
UGGAAUGUCUCCACAGCAAGCUGACGUCAAAAAACAAUAUUGAGAGGUGCAGGGCUUUAUAAGAGCCGAGAGCUACUCGUCAGCAGUAAGAAACAAAGAGAAAAGAGGCAAAAAGCAACACACUGGUGAGGGAGAAUAGCCAUCUAUAGGACUUUCUGAAUUCCUGGUGAUCUAGUUUGCAGGGACAGAAUAGCCGAAGCGCUUCAGCUAUUUCAAGUACAAAACAGUCAUGCCCUGUCUGAAACUGUGCACCUUCCUCCUUGGAGCCGCGCUGGCCCUGAGCUCUUUGGACGGAUUCCAAGCUGCCCCCGGCAGAUACCCUGCACAUUCUACAAGCCAAGAUGAGUUUGACUCCUGGUUGGUUCCAGCACUGAGGAAGAGGGCACUCAUGGGCUGGUCAACGGCUUUACCUGAGGAAGACCUUCUCAAAACAAAGAGUAUUCGAGUGAAGAAGAGGAGGUGCAACACUGCCACUUGUGUCACACAACGUCUGGCGGACUUUUUGAGUCGCUCCAACAACAACUUCGGUGCCUUCUACUUGCCAACAAAUGUGGGAUCAAACACUUAUGGCAAGAGAGAUGCCGUGGGGGUGUAUAGCAGAGAACUCUACAGUUACCUCCAACGCUAGAGCUGAGAGCAGUCCAGGGCCUUUUUCUUAAAAUUGGAAGAUUAUUUCUGUAGCUCCAACAUUGGUAGAGGAUCAUAAUGCUGUUUUAGAAGUUUUAAGCAGUGGUACCCUGUUUUACUGUUCUUGCUAUGGCACAACAGUAUGGAUUUCAGGUUCAUUGCCAUGUGUAUGAAGUUUCCUGCAUGUUUUUAAUUUGAAGAAACCUGCUGGUACUACAUGAAUUAAUUGUAAUAACUAAGUUAUUCUGAAUCUAUUAAAGAUGAGUAUUGAGAAUUUUUUUUAAAAGUUGGACAAUAUUUGAAUUUCUGUGUAGAUACCAUAGUGAGAAAGGCAUGAUUUAUAUGUUUUCUGCUAAAUAAGAUAGCUGAUGUGCAGAAAUCAACUAAAUGCUCAGGAAUGAGCAAAAUGAACUACAUCAAUACAUACGCAUUUCAUCCAUUUAACUGGUGUGGCAUAUGCUCUCUCUGUCUGGUAGCACCGUACUUAUACAGGAACAAAGGACUUUCCAACAGGAGUCGGUCAUUUGCUCCUUCAACUUGCUCUGCCAUUCAACAACAGCAUGGCUGAUCUCACUGUGGUCUCCUGUACUUCCCUUCUGCCCCCAUAGCACUUAACUCCCUUGCCAUGUCAAAAAUAUAUAUAGUUCAGCACUGAAUGAAUUGAUAAGGGAAUGUUCCACAUAUUGGAGUCUUGUCAUUACAUGAGACUCUACC